UUCAAAUAAACUACGAGGCAAUUUUUGGCUGACUAAGUGGCUUUCGCGCCUUUUAAGUUCUAAUAACUAAUUAGAAACCUAAAUUGGGCUUGUAAUUAAUGAGCCCUAUACUUAUAUAUUCUUAUAUCAGAUAAUAUUUACAAUGGGGUACUCAUUAUGGGAAGAGCAAUAGGCAUAGAUCUCGGAACAACAAAUUCUUGUGUUGCAAUAAUGCAGGGCAAGGAUACAAAGGUAAUAGAAAAUAAAGAAGGGGCAAGAACUACUCCAUCUAUAGUUGCAUUGACUUCUUCAGGAGAAAGGUUGAUUGGUGCUCCAGCAAAAAGGCAAGCAACCACCAAUGCAAGUAAUACCUUUUUUGCUACUAAGAGAUUAAUAGGCCGUCAAUAUAGUGAUCCUGAGAUGAAAAAUCUAAGUGUACCAUACAAAGUAUUUGCAGCAAAAAGUGGUGAUGCAUGGGUUAAAACAACUGAUAAUAAAGAAUAUUCUCCUAGUCAAAUUGGUGCAUUUAUACUACAAAACAUGAAAGAGGCAGCAGAAGCUUAUCUUGGAGAGGAAGUAAAAGAUGCUGUGAUAACAGUGCCAGCAUACUUCAACGACUCUCAACGUCAAGCAACAAAAGAUGCAGGAAAAAUUGCCGGAUUAAAUGUACUCAGAAUAGUAAAUGAACCGACUGCUGCAGCACUUGCUUAUGGUCUUGAUAAGAAACAUGGGCACACAAUAGUAGUAUAUGACCUUGGUGGUGGUACAUUUGACGUUUCAAUACUUGAAAUAGGUGAUGGAGUUUUCGAAGUGAAAGCAACAAACGGUGAUACCCAUCUUGGAGGUGAAGACUUUGAUAAUGGAGUAGUGAGUUAUUUACUAGAUGAAUUCAAGAAAAGUAAUGGCAUUGAUUUGAAAAAUGAUCCAAUGGCUAUGCAAAGAAUCAAAGAAGCUGCUGAAAAAGCGAAAAUUGAAUUAUCAAGUGCAAUGGAAACGGAAAUAAAUCUACCGUUUAUUACAGCUGAUGCAAGUGGUCCAAAACACUUAAAUAUGAAAUUAACGAGAGCAAAACUUGAAAGCUUAGUGAAUGAUUUAAUCGAAAGAACUAUGGCUCCUUGUAAAAAAGCUCUUGAGGAUGCUGGUUUAUCUGCUAGUCAAAUUGGCGAAGUGGUUCUUGUUGGUGGCAUGACUCGUAUGCCAAAAGUCAUAGAGAAAGUUAAAGAAUUCUUUGGCAAAGAUCCACAUAGAGGAGUUAACCCUGAUGAAGUUGUAGCAAUUGGAGCUGCAAUACAGGCGGGGAUCAUUCAAGGUGAUGUAAGAGAUGUGUUACUACUUGAUGUGACCCCACUUUCUCUUGGUAUUGAAACUCUAGGAGGAGUAUUCACUCCACUUAUUGAGCGUAAUACUACAAUUCCUACUAAAAAAUCUCAGGUGUUUUCAACUGCAGAAGAUAACCAAACAGCUGUUACAAUUAAGGUGCAUCAGGGUGAAAGAAAACUGGCAGUUGAUAAUAAGCUACUCGGUCAGUUUAGUUUGGAAGGGAUACCUCCUGCUCCGCGCGGAAGGCCACAAAUUGAAGUGACAUUUGAUAUAGAUGCAAAUGGAAUAGCACACGUUUCUGCAAAAGAUAAAGCUACUGGAAAAGAGCAAAAAAUACGCAUUCAAUCUUCAGGUGGUUUAUCUGAUGAUGAAAUAAAUCGCAUGGUAAAAGAAGCUGAAGAAAAAGCGCAAGAAGAUGAAAAGCGCAAAAAGUUUAUUGAAGUGAAGAAUCAAGCGGAUAGCUUAGUCCAUUCUACAGAAAAGUCUCUGACAGAGUAUGGUGAUAAAGUUUCACCAGAAGAUAGAUCUGCUAUUGAAAAUGCAGUUAACGAAUUAAAAGAAGUUAGUAAAUCUGAUAACAUUGAUGACGCUGAUUCAAUACAGCAGAAAGUCACUAAUCUUUCUCAAUUAUCUAUGAAACUUGGAGAAGCUAUGUAUCAAGCAUCUCAACAAAAUAGUGCUGAAAAUGGCUUUUCAUCAGAAGGAAAUCCAAAUGAUAAAGAGGAAAAAGUAGUAGAUUCUGAUUAUCAAGACAUAGAUAAUAAAGAAGAGAAUAAGUAAUUGCGAUUGUCAUCCAAGUAGCUGAUACUGGGAUGACAAGAGGAGCAUAUUGUUGCUUAAAGAAACCAUUAUGGAUAUUAUUAAAACGAUAGAAGAAAAGAUACACGAUUCGAUAGAUGUAAUUGAUAUCAACAUUAUCGAUGAAUCAGCAAAGCAUGCUGAUCAUUAUUUUGCUUCAUCUUCAACACUACC
Drosophila ananassae is the source of this 2271-nucleotide messenger RNA. RefSeq names its product chaperone protein DnaK. Gene Ontology annotation, biological process: protein refolding; cellular response to unfolded protein. Gene Ontology annotation, molecular function: ATP-dependent protein folding chaperone; ATP binding; misfolded protein binding. The transcript has a single exon. The record is from RefSeq and is a predicted model, not a curated record. Lineage: Eukaryota; Metazoa; Arthropoda; Insecta; Diptera; Drosophilidae. Gene Ontology annotation, cellular component: cytoplasm; mitochondrion. The coding region runs from base 157 to 2079 and encodes 640 amino acids.